Molecule: messenger RNA, 1259 nt
Organism: Drosophila kikkawai
Lineage: Eukaryota; Metazoa; Arthropoda; Insecta; Diptera; Drosophilidae
Product: coiled-coil domain-containing protein 34
Source: RefSeq, a predicted model, not a curated record
AGGAGCCCAGCAAUGGAGGAGAAAGCAGUCAAAACUGGACUACAGCCGCCCCCAGUCACAGUUACAAGUUGGAGUCUUGUCAAUCAGGCUUAUACAAGUUUAGCAAAAUAAUAUCGUGUCCUUGUAGAAUGGCAUUCUGCGGCUACGUAAACGUAUCCGGAGACUUUGUCCUGCGCGACGAGACUUACAUGGGCGAUACGGUAGUCCGGCGAACCACGUCGCCCAGUGAUUCACCCACCUCGCUGUCGUCGCCAGUCUCGCUGCCCCAGCACUCCACAGGGACGAUUUCUGUAAAGGAUGACAUGGAUGGUAGCGAAGGUACCACCAUGAAGGCUACACGGGUCCGCUCUCCAGACGCUUGGUCACUAAUGUAUGGCGAAGUCAAGCAGAGCCUCUGCGUGCCCUCGCUGCAACUCGACUCCCGGGAAAGCUCUGUCAACUAUUUGAGAAACAUAGAUUCGAUGAAGGGUUAUCGAGAAGCAGAUGCUGCCUAUGAGAACUGGUACUCGGCCAAGCGGCGCCAACGUCUGGAAAAGCGCAAGGUGCUGCAGCAGGAGCACAAUGACAAGCAGGAGCAGGCGAAACACAAAAAGCAGCUGGCCCAGAUGUGCUACGACCAGUGGCUGAAACGCAAGGCCCGCCAGGCAGCUGCCCAGCGGGUGGAGAACCAUAUGCAGUCCGCUGCCUUCAAGGCCAACCAAUCACUGGCCAAGAACUCAAUGCAGCCUACGGCUAGCUCAUCGGGCUCAUCCACCACAGCAAGCUCGGGCUACAGCUCAUCCUCGUCGGCGAACAAGACUUUACGGAAUGUACCGGAGGACAAGAUUCGCCAGGUUGUGGAGGAUUGGUGGCUAAAGAAGCAACAGCAGCAUCAAACAGAGCGCGAGGAGAAGCGCCGAGCCCUCGUCUCCAAGGCUCUGGAGCAGAAGAGGCGCAAGGAGCUGGCCGAGAUGGCCUGGCAGCAAUGGAUGAGCAAUGUGGACGAGAAGCCCAAGCCGGUGCCCCUAAAUCAGGGCAUGGACUCGCUGCGAGGCACUAUAUCACCUCUCUUCGUAAACCCCCGACCUUGGGUGGAUCCCUUAAAGCCUUCGAAGAUGUAGGCAGGCAGGCAGCAUGCCAUUCCCCACAUUUGAUGUCUCGUGUUCAAGAUACAUCAUUGAUUCAAAUUGUACGAAAAUGAUUUAAUACAUAAAAAGAGUAUGUUAACCCCAACGUAAAUAUUCCAUUGGAAAGAAAUCGUAGUUUACAAAAUUUAAAUA